CGUCACCCGUCUCCGGGGUGACACCGGCCUUUGGCGCCCCGCCUCUCCUUCGCUAUUGGCGAGUAGGUGGAAGGAAAGCUGACGUCAUUGGCAGAGUCCCCCGUACCGGUACCCUAUUGGUUAGAGCGGUCCCCGCGGGCCGGCGGUGGCUCCUGUUCCCAGGGAGGAAAGUGUGAAGAUGGCGAAGACGUACGACUACCUGUUCAAACUGCUGCUAAUCGGGGACAGCGGGGUUGGGAAGACGUGCCUACUCUUCAGAUUCAGUGAGGACGCCUUCAACACCACCUUUAUCUCCACCAUCGGUAUAGAUUUUAAAAUCCGCACCAUAGAAUUAGAUGGAAAGAAGAUUAAACUCCAGAUAUGGGACACAGCAGGCCAGGAGAGGUUCCGCACCAUCACCACAGCAUAUUAUAGAGGCGCUAUGGGUAUUAUGCUGGUGUAUGAUAUCACCAAUGAGAAAUCUUUUGACAAUAUUAAAAACUGGAUAAGGAACAUUGAGGAGCAUGCUUCAUCUGAUGUGGAACGGAUGAUUCUCGGCAAUAAGUGUGACAUGAAUGACAAGAGACAAGUAUCACGAGAGAGAGGAGAAAAGCUUGCCAUUGAUUAUGGAAUCAAGUUUCUGGAGACAAGUGCAAAAUCUAGCAUCAACGUGGAAGAGGCAUUUUUUACUCUUGGCCGAGACAUCAUGACAAAACUCAACAGAAAAAUGAAUGAAAGCAGCUCUCCAAGUGGGGGAGGUCCUGUAAAAAUUACAGAGAAGUCGUCAAAGAAGAGCAGUUUCUUUCGUUGUGUGUUACUUUGAUGAACUGUAGCACAUGGAAGAAAGGAGAUGGACUGUGGCACACCUGAUCGAAUGGCUUCUUGCCAAGCACAGGUGCUGCAAAGGCCUCUGGGGGAAAAACCAUGCAGUUUGCUGAAAGCGCCAGAUAUGAGACAGUUGCCGACAUGGAUUUCUUGAGUGGAAGAUUAUUGUGGGAAGCCUUUUCAUACAGUUUGAAAGAAAACAUGGAAACAAGCAGACGAGUGUAAACAUUUUUUUUUCCUACUUUCAUUUCAUUUUGAAGGUGUCUUAGUCCUUCUUAAAGUGCACCAUUGUAUUUUCUUCCCUGGUCAGUGGCUGGCAUGGUUAAUCAAAUGUCUUUACAAAUUCCUAUGUAAACAUCCAUGAUCUACCAUGCCAUACCAUUCUAAUUUGUUUUCAAUUUAAAUCAUGUACUAUGACUGGAAGAAGCAGGGUGGCCUUAUUUCAUUCUCAGUGGUAACCUCUCGCUAUUUCAAGACCCGCUAAGCCUGUUUGCUGCCUGUGGACUUUGCAAUGCACUGGAAAGAAAGUGUUGAUAAUCACAAGGGGCAAAACAUGCGGGUAUAGCAUUGGAACAAAAUCAGAUUAGUCUGCAGAGUAGUGUUGUUGAUCAUGCAGGGUCACCUUCAGACCCCACACACACAUUCUGAAAUGUAGCCAUAUUAAAAGUUACUCUGAUGCAAAUAAGAUAUCCUCUGAAGAGCCGUUAGGAAUUGUAUAUUUGGUUUCAAUGUGUUUAGUGCACUUGACACUCUUUAGACCAUGCAUUGUAGCCCAAGAGGGAGUCAAUGUAGACCUCUCAUUUACAUUAGCUGCCACAUAUGACAUGACCCUUUGCAUUUUGCUUCCCUUAUUAAGCAAGUUAUCAUAAUCCCGCUCCAUGAAUUACCAUGUAAACAUGCCUUCCCAGACCCAAGAAUAAUUGCACUGUCCAUCAUCUGUCACCUGCUUCAAUGUGAAUAUCGUCAUAUUAUGUCCUUUGAUUGUCUGCCUAUGAGUGAGUGGUUUGUCCUUGUCUGUCUUUUGAGCCAACUGACUGUAUGUGUGAGUGAUAAUAAGCACAAGUUUAGGGGUUUGUUUUUCCCCUUGUAAAGCGUCCAGUAAUGCUAACAUAUGGAAGCAUCAACUGACCUGUCAUUAGAGAGGCAAUGACUCCCUGUGCUCUACCAUGGAUGGAAUUGACUG
Messenger RNA from Nanorana parkeri, 1987 nucleotides. It is a transcript of the gene RAB8B, whose product is annotated as RAB8B, member RAS oncogene family. The record is from RefSeq and is a predicted model, not a curated record. Bases 179 to 802 code for a protein of 207 amino acids. Gene Ontology annotation, cellular component: synaptic vesicle; endosome; plasma membrane. Gene Ontology annotation, biological process: protein localization to plasma membrane; cellular response to insulin stimulus; Golgi vesicle fusion to target membrane. Gene Ontology annotation, molecular function: GTPase activity; GTP binding. Lineage: Eukaryota; Metazoa; Chordata; Amphibia; Anura; Dicroglossidae. The transcript is spliced from 8 exons.